Molecule: messenger RNA, 590 nt
Organism: Cinara cedri
Lineage: Eukaryota; Metazoa; Arthropoda; Insecta; Hemiptera; Aphididae
Source: the annotation of a GenBank genome assembly
GCGAUACGGGCAAAACACUUACCGAAGACGAACGGCAUCAGGGCGGCGGUACACCACCAACACCACCACGUCAUGGUUAACGCUAUUCCACGGCGGUACGUGGCCGUCUUCGUCAUCGCCGUCCGAAGGUCAUCGGGAAAGAGGGCGAAAAAAUGUUCAGUUUUUCAACGAAAAAGACGCACGCUCGGCGGCGACCCGACGGACGGAAGCGUGUUCGGAUGUCUGCGGUCGCGGACGAUCGGCGCACCGGCUAUGGCGGAAAGCACGACGGCGGCGGCGAUGGCAGCGACGGCGGUAACCAUGAGGACGGAGACCGAGUCGGUUCGCGAGACGUGUGUCACGCGUGGGCUCUUCCACGACACUGCCGGUCGCACUACACGGACUCGGCACAGUCGGCAGCUGUCGACGACCGCGACUAUACAGUUGUGAAUAGCCCCCAGUCCUCCCCAAAACAAACUGCCGUUGAAGACCCCCGCUUGAAUGGGGAAACCGUGACGGGGCACCCGUACACAGGGCGACCUACGGCGCCCAGUAUAUGUGUGCGCUUAUAUACAAUUUCGGAAGUAUGGGGUUUGAAGGAAGUUUAUUAG